GUAGACCUCCCUUUAACGUAUCCAUCCACGUAUCAUUUUCAAUUAAUUAUAAAGUACACCCCCCCAAAAUGAAAACUCAAACAGCUUACGGAUUCCAAUUAGGUUCCCACCAACUCCAAAAAUUCACCAAUCAUCCAAUCCCUACCCCUAAAUCCAAUGAAAUCCUUCUCAAGAUCGAAGCCGCUGGAUUAUGUCUUUCUGACCCUCACUUAUUAAUUGCUGGAAAACCAAUGGAAAGCAACCAACCUGUUGCCGACAAGUUCGUAAUGGGUCAUGAAAUCGCUGGAUCUAUCGCUGAAGUCGGCGCGGGCUUAGUUGACCAUCCAGUUUAUAAGCGCGGUGGUCGAUUCGCUAUGCAGAUCGGAAUUGCUUGUGGUGCAUGCCAUGCUUGUCGUGAAGGACAUGAUGCAAGUUGUGAAGAAAGUCUGCAAGCCUAUGGUUUGAAUGAAGAUGGUGGAUUCCAGCAAUACUUGUUGGUUAGGAAUUUGAGAACUUUAUUGCCAAUUCCAGAUAAUGUCAGUUACGAAGUGGCUGCAGUCACUACCGAUUCGGUAUUAACUCCUUACCAUGCUAUCCAAAAGGUGAAACAUUUGCUUCAACCUACCACUAAAAUCUUGGUUCAAGGUUGUGGUGGUUUAGGUCUUAACGGUAUUCAAAUCUUGAAAAAUUACCCAGGGUACAUUGUUGCCACUGAUACCAAACCUGCCACUGAGAAAAUUGCUAGAGAAUUUGGUGCUCAUGAGUUCCACCUUGAUAUCUCCAAAUCUCACCAUGAUCCAUAUUCAUUUGAUAUUGUGUUUGAUUUUGUCGGUGCACAAGUAACAUUCAACAAUUCCGACAAGUACAUCAAGAGAAGAGGGAAGAUAGUCAUGGUUGGGUUAGGUCAAUCCAAAUUGUUCAUUCCUAACUAUUUGUUGGCGCGUCGUGAAAUUGAAAUUAUCUUUAAUUUUGGUGGUACUUCUGCCGAACAACUUGAAUGCAUGGAAUGGGUCUCACGCGGAUUGAUUAAACCUAAAGUUACUGUGGUUGAUUUUGAGACUUUACCUCAGGCCAUUCUUGAUUUGGAACACGGUAAACUUACUGGGAGAGUUGCCUUUAAACCAAAUGCUUCAGGUAACAAGUUUUAGUAUUUACCCCCUUAGUAGAGCUAGGAGAAGAUAAAUAUACAUUUACAGCUCAUACCACAUGUAGUUGUCUUCU
This is a messenger RNA of Spathaspora passalidarum NRRL Y-27907, 1200 nucleotides long. RefSeq names its product zinc-binding dehydrogenase. Lineage: Eukaryota; Fungi; Ascomycota; Pichiomycetes; Serinales; Debaryomycetaceae. The record is from RefSeq and is a predicted model, not a curated record. Bases 69 to 1127 code for a protein of 352 amino acids. The transcript has a single exon.